Messenger RNA from Symbiodinium necroappetens, 1898 nucleotides. The record is from the annotation of a GenBank genome assembly. Lineage: Eukaryota; Dinophyceae; Suessiales; Symbiodiniaceae.
GAUCCCUCUACAUCUUCUGGGACCGACGCUGUGGCCAAGAGGAAGGCACCCCUCCCAUGUGGAUCCUUUCCCCAGAGAUGCCCGAUCCUAGAAAGCUCCGAAACCUCCAGGAAGAGGAAGGAUGCCAUGCUUGGGCCACUUGGGCGACGGAGCAAGAAGCCAUUGCGGGUGUCCACAGCUGGACGAGCUUCGAUCCUUGCUGCACCUCUCGGGCUGGCACGGGGUUCCAGGCAAGGGUAGUAAGCUUCGAGAACGACAGCAUUCAGGUGUCCGGACUUUGCGAUACUGACGGUGGCAUGAGGCUUGCGAACCGAGUCUUCCGGAUCGAGGGCACUACGGUCACUGGUCGAUACUGGUACUCCAGCCAAUGUUCCGGAGAGCAUUGCUACUACGAAGUGCAGGUCCCAGAAGACUUUGAAAGCCAUGCUCGGGAGCCCGAAGACAACUUCGAGGACGGGGGAGAGCCGCGAGGGUAUGAAGAUGAGGAAGACGACGACGCAGAUGAUCUGCUUGUCACCGCACAUUUAAUUUCCGGCUUCGCCCUCCUGGCUAAGUGCUUUCGCCUCGGCGACGUGGAAGUGGUAGCGAUUGGCACCGAUCCGUACCGCAAAGCCGCUCCCAUCAUGUUGGUUCUGCCGAACCACAGCCUCAGCAUUUACACACGGCUCUGGUGCUGUUACGAGGCUUUCCUCGCGUAUUCCUGGCGAAAGACCAUUCGGGUUGCAAAGCGGCACCAUGACGGACUUUGGUGGUGCAUGCUCCGGCUCGGAGGCUUGUACGUUGCAGCUGCUGGGGCGACGUGUUUGUUGCCGAUGAGGGUCGACAUGGCCGUCAUCGGAGAGCUCAACACGAUUCUUUCGGUUGCUGCAGGCAUCUCCUAUGUUCUGGCGGCGGCAUUUGUGCAGAAAGGGAUCUUUGGGGCCCUUGCCCUGGCCUUGAACGCACUCACCGGCAUCUGCCUAAGCACUGGCCUGCUGGGCGGAUACAUUGCUGCCGUGGGUCUGCAGCGUGAGAUGUUCUAUUCUGGGCAAGACCUGGGGCGCCUUUUGACCUGGCUCUGUGGGCUUGUCAUCACCUACUGCCUGGAGUUUGACCGGAUCAUGGCCUGCGAUGCCUCGCUUAGAAGCAAGCUCCUGCGGAAAGACUUCUCCGGCAGACUACUGGAUGCGAGGUGCUCAUCGGACUCCGACAGAGAGAGUAUCCUCGAGGAGCUGUCGCAAAGCGGAAAGGCGAAGGAGGUCGAAGAGGCUGUAAAGUUCCUCCUGCAAAUGAACCUCAUGACGCCGGAGCUGCAACGCACCACAGCUUUAACAGGCGAGCUGGGAGAUGUCUCCCUCUUCAAAAGCUCUUGGGUUGCUGUGGGCGUCAUGCUCUGGGUGGCUCUCCCCAUCCAGACUUUGACAACUCCCGGCCUGACCCCGCUGCAGCAAGUUCCUGCUGCCGCGAUGCUGGUUCAGGGAUGCCUUUGGCUAGCUUUCUUCCCACGGCUGAGUGCUGAACGGAAGACUUUUGCCUCCGUCACCCUGAACUUUUGGGAACUGCUCGGCGCCUGUAUCCUUGUAGUCUUCCUGAUCGAAGGCUCUGCUCAUGUCGACUGGUACCUCAUUCCAGGCGCCCUGAUCGUGAGCCCUUUCUGCCUCUCCCUGUCCAUUGCUGGGCCGUCCCGCAUUGCUCGAAUUCCCACCCUGGGAGUUCCGGUGGUGCGGUUUUUCCUCGGUCAAAAGCAUCGUCAUCUUUGCCCUGAACGGCGAAGCCGUCAGGGGAAGAGCUCUCCGGAAGACGUCCAGGACGCGACCGUGACCGUGGACAUCUGUUCGGAGGUUCCCACAUCACCCCGAAACACACCCCGAAAACCCAACUCUACAGCGACUCUAGGGUCCAAGUGUUCAGCAACUUGA